AUGGCGACUCCCAACAAUAUUACUCCCACAAACUGCAGCUGGUGGCCCAUUUCAGCGCUGGAGAAUGAUGCAGGCAAAUCCAUGGAGGUUGAGGAGAAUCAGGAUCCAGCACACCCUGCCUUCAGGUCCAAGGACAGGCUGGUUCUGUAUCACUGGACUCAAUCCUUCAGCUCACAGAAGAAGUUUCAAGUUCGUCUGGUCAUUGCAGAAAAAGGGAUACCUUGUGAAGAACGAGAUGUGAGCCUGCCCUUGACUGAGCACAAAGAACCUUGGUUUAUGCGCCUCAAUCUUGGGGAAGAAGUACCUGUCAUCAUCCAUGGAGAUAAUAUAAUCAGUGACUACAAUCAAAUAAUUGACUACAUGGAGAAAAACUUCACAGGAGAGCACGUCAUCCAGCUAGUUCCUGAGAACGGAAGCCUCCUUCAUUCACGAGUAAUGCAGUAUAGAGAAAUCCUAGAUUCCUUGCCCAUGGAUGCCUACACUCAUGGAUGCAUUCUUCACCCAGAACUCACCACAGACUCCAUGAUUCCAAAGUAUGCUACAGCUGAGAUUCGCAGACAUUUAGUUAAUGCCAGCUCAGAUCUGAUGAAGUUGGAUCAUGAUGAAGAUGAUGAUGCACAACUAACGGAACCAUACCUUUCCAAACAGAAGAAACUUAUGGCCAAAAUUCUGGAGCACGACAAUGUGAACUAUCUGAAGAAAAUCCUGGGAGAUCUGGGAAUGGUGCUAGAUCAAAUUGAAGCUGAACUGGAGAAGAGAAAAAUUGAAUAUCAAGGGCAGAAAUGUGAACUCUGGCUUUGUGGAUGUGCAUUCACCUUGGCUGAUGUUUUGCUGGGAGCCACAUUACACCGCCUCAAGUUCCUAGGACUCUCAAAGAAAUACUGGGAAGAUGGCAGCAGACCCAACCUACAGAACUUCUUUGAAAGGAUACAAAAACGUUUUGCCUUCAGGAAAGUCUUGGGGGACAUCCAUACUACUCUCCUCUCAGCAGUGGUACCCAAUGCAUUCAGGCUGGUCAAACGGAAACCUCCAUCCUUUUUUGGGGCCUCCUUCCUCAUGGGAUCUCUAGGGGGGAUGGGAUAUUUUGCUUAUUGGUAUCUAAAGAAAAAAUAUAUCUAG
Molecule: messenger RNA, 1119 nt
Organism: Notechis scutatus (mainland tiger snake)
Lineage: Eukaryota; Metazoa; Chordata; Lepidosauria; Squamata; Elapidae
Source: RefSeq, a predicted model, not a curated record